AUGAUACAAAAUUUUCAAAUUUCUCUUCUAUCUUCUGGUAAUACCCAAGAAUUUGGUCAAUAUUUUCAAAAAUGUUAUCUGCACAAUAUGGAAUCCUGGGCGUACUGUUAUCGCUUGCAUGCAGGAAUAAAUACAAAUAUGAGCAUAGAACGAAUGCAUCAAACGAUUAAAUAUUUGUAUUUAAAUGGAAGACAAGUACGAAGGCUGGAUAAAACUAUCAAUAUCUUGAUUAAAUUAAUUAAAGACACAUUGUUUGAACGGCUUGUUACGUUGAAUAAAGGUAAAAUAUCCAGCAAAUUACGAGAGUUACGGAAAAGGCACAAAACAAGUCUUAAUAUAGAUAUGGACACCAUUGUCAUGUCUGAAAUGGGCUGGGAGAUACCAUCAAGUUCAACCAAUGAUAUCUAUUUAGUUCAGAAAAACAAACCCAGUUGUGACUGCCAAUUAGUCUGUAAUUUGUGCCAAUCCUGUCUACAUUCAUAUUCCUGUACAUGCUUGGAUAACAGUAUAAGAUGGAAUAUGUGCAAACACAUACAUCUUGUGUGUCAAUUUAUGAAAGGCCAUCAAAUUCAAGAUACUAAUGCAGAUGAAGAACAUAUAAUAAAUACAGAUGAGGUAAAAAUUAAACAAGCUACAGAGCAAGCUAAAUUUGUGGAAUUUGUGAGUAAGUCUUGUAAUAUCAAUCAAGAAAAAACGUCCAAACAACUGGAAGUUGAAAAACAGAAAUUGAUAGAAAUACAAACCCAAAUAAUUCAAAAUAUAACAAAUUUUGAACAACUUGAGGCAUUUAAAAGUAUUACAGCACCCUUGGUGCCUACAUUAAGGACAUUAGCAGAACAUUCUGGAAAUGAACUUAAUAGUGUGGCACUAUCUCAUGGCACACAAAACAUUCCACACAAUAAAAAAGUAGUUUCUCAAAAACGUUUAUUUUCCACCAAGAAAAAAACUACAAAGUCAAAAAAAAAGCUGUUAUCAAAACCUGAUGCUGAAGAAACAAAUUUGAUAGCAAAUCAAUUAAUGCUACAAGUAAAUAAUGUGCUCUUUAAUUAG
Molecule: messenger RNA, 1050 nt
Organism: Diabrotica virgifera virgifera (western corn rootworm)
Lineage: Eukaryota; Metazoa; Arthropoda; Insecta; Coleoptera; Chrysomelidae
Exons: 1
Coding region: 1-1050 (349 amino acids)
Source: RefSeq, a predicted model, not a curated record